Molecule: messenger RNA, 988 nt
Organism: Lolium rigidum
Lineage: Eukaryota; Viridiplantae; Streptophyta; Magnoliopsida; Poales; Poaceae
Exons: 4
Coding region: 1-501 (166 amino acids)
Source: RefSeq, a predicted model, not a curated record
AUGGCGGAGGUGUUGCCGGGGGAUCCGUCACCACUGCGCCCGGCGGCGACCAUGCUGAGGACGCGCGCGGCGGCAACCACGCAGCGGAUGCUCCCGGAGGAAACCACGCAGCGGACGCUCCCGGCGACGGAGUCCGUGCUGCCCUCUUCGAAUGGGGAGCGCCCGGUGAAGGAGGCCAUGGGGAGUGCUGCUGACCGAGAAGUUCUCCGGUGCACGGCGGGGGGAGCUAUUUUUCGUGUGCGUCGAGGACAUGGCCAUCGUUCGGGUGACAUAAGCACGAGGAGGUUUGGUGAUAAUUUGCUAGCAGGUUAUACGAGAGAUUGGUGUUCUUCAUCGCAUGAUGCAGAUUUUAUGUUGUCUAGCAUGGAUAGCCUGUCACCAAGUGACAAAGAGAAUAUCUACCCAACUCGGAACAGCGGUCUGGAUGAAGCUUUGUUUCAGUUUAUCCGUAAAGAGGAGAAACUUUUUGAUCUAAGAGUUCCAUUUUCAACAUAUCAAUGAAGAGAUAGGGAGCACACCUGUGAACGAGGAUCAUCUCCAGGUUUGUCAUACAGUGGAUCUUCUUUGCUUUUCGUUUUGUUUGUGUCUUCCAUCUUAGAUCUUCUUUCGCCUCCCCUUUCUAUUCUCUUCUCUUUUUGAGAGAUCUCAACCCCUUCUCGAUUUGUUUUCUGUGCGAGGCAUGGAUCCGCUCGAGUUUGGUGUGGGUGGUUGGGGUGGUCGAAUGACUUGAGGUUGCUGGUUUCUUGAGGAAGAAGAAGAUCGGGGAAGGUGGGCUUUCUGUUCUGGGCUUUGUAAGGCAGCACUGAAUCAUUUUUCGUGGGCUCAUUUUCGUGGACUCAUUCUCAACUGAGUGCGUCAGGGGCUCAUUUCAGAAACUGAGUGCGUCAGGUGGUGGGAACUCAAAGGAAAACUGAGGACAGCUGGCUACAGUUCAUUGGGGGAAAAUAUGUCUGUCCACGAAUUGGAAAACAGACAGCUGCUUGUUAGU